AUGUUGGAAUAUGAAUGGGCCAAUCCAUCAACAAUAAUGCUUUCCAGUGAAGGAACUGUUCGAGAAUCGAACCAGAACCGUCAGACACUCUGGAUUAUUAGCACCCAACUGACUAAUCUCUAUGACCCACGCGUUUAUGGCACCGCGUCAGCUUCAUCCUAUACAGCAGGGGCUUCAAUGCUCAGUCUUGAACCGGAUAGACCGAACGGGUUCAUGAUGGUGCCGAAGGGAGAACUUGUGGUUGGUGGGGUUGAGUUUAAUUCUAGUGCUAGUAGAAUUGGGUUGGAUUUGGGUGGUAGGACUUAUUUUGCUUCGUCCGAGGAUGAUUAUUUGUGA
Messenger RNA from Fraxinus pennsylvanica, 336 nucleotides. The record is from the annotation of a GenBank genome assembly. Lineage: Eukaryota; Viridiplantae; Streptophyta; Magnoliopsida; Lamiales; Oleaceae.